GUUGUCUCCCCUCCCACCGCUGGUGAACACUGGAGGUGUGCGUGGCUGCCGCUGUGGCGACUGCGGCCGCGGCAGGAGCCGCGAGUCGGGGCCGCCCGGGUUGCGCGUCGCCAGGGCAGCGGCGGCGGCGGCACCGCCUGUGGCUCAGGAUGCGGCCGGGGGGCGCGCUGUUCGCCCUGCUCGCUAGCCUGCUGCUGCUGCUACGCCUGCUCUGGAGCUCGACCGAUGAGCCCGCCCGCCCCAGGCUUUUGGUGGAGGAAAGCAGGGUGCCCACCCACGGCACCCCCGCCGCGCUGAGAACGCUCAGGAGCCCGGCGACCUCGCUACCGCGCGCCACGAACAGCACCUACCUGGAUGAGAACUCACUCCGACUGACAGAGCAAUGCACUAAUCUGCAAGAUGGUUUUCAGACAUUAUCGAACAAGACCAAAAGGUAUUCAGAGGAUGACUAUCUUCAGAUUAUCACAAAUAUACAGAGCUGCCCAUGGAAACGACAAGUAGAAGAAUAUGAGAAUUUUAGAGCAGAACUUACUUCCUGUUGUGAUGCUGUUCAAAACCUCAUUGUUUCUCAAAAUAACACUCCAGUUGGGACCAACAUGAGUUACGAGGUGGAAAGUAAAAACAAAAUCCUAAUUAGAGAGAACAUUUUUAGUAUGUUUCCAGUGGUGAGUAAAGAUUUGUUAUAUGGGAACUUAAAGGAAAAGAAAGCAAUAUUUCUGGAGGACGUUGCAACCUAUGGAGACACAUUCCUUCUUCUGCCAGCAUUUUCCUUCAGGGCCAACACCGGUGCCUCUUUUAAAGUGUACAACACACUGAAAGAGUCUAACGCAAGACAAAAGGUUAUAUAUUUCCAUCCCAAGUACCUGAGAAAUCUUGCCCUUUUCUGGAGAACUAAAGGCGUGACAGAGUAUCGCCUGUCUUCCGGCUUGAUGAUCACAAGCAUGGCAGUUGAACUGUGUGAGCACGUGAAACUGUAUGGAUUUUGGCCCUUCUCUAAAACUGUACAGGACACGCCUGUCAGCCAUCACUACUAUGACAACAAUUUACCUAAACGCGGUUUCCAUGAGAUGCCCCAAGAAUAUAGCCAAAUUCUCCAGCUUCAUGUGAAAGGAAUCCUCAAAUUACAAUUUAGCAAAUGUGAAAUGGCCUAAGCAAAGUGUCUUAAGAUGGGAAUAGUUUUAAUGUAAUGCUGUCGAUGAGUAACAAUGUUUUCUGAAUACAAAGAGAGGCCACUGUAGGGGAUAACAGGAGAAGCCACAAAACUUGCUUUGAUCAAACUCCCCAUUAAGUAUGCAACCUUGGCGACUCAUUCCAUCGUUCUGAUCUUCAGUUUCCUUUCCUGUAAAAUGGGGAACGGGAUGCCUAACUCAUAUUAGGAAAAUAUGAUUACCUAUGAAAACUGUUAGCCAAGUAUUUGCAGGAGGCAGGGACUCAAGGAAGAUUUCCUUGUUGAUAUUUAUAACAACAUUUUUACCUUCACCAGACUUAUAAUAAAAGGCAUGCUGUCUUGGAAACCCUUGCUAGAGAAGACAGCAGAAUCUCCAGGAAUCAUGGGGAUUCUUUGUCUGGUAGGCCAAUUAUCCAUGAUAGCCUUCUCAUCCUGUCUUAAAGAGUACAUGUAAAAAAAUUAUGUACUUAAAAAAAAUUAUGUUCUUGGUUACAGGAAUGAAAUCUUUCUUUUUGUAUGGUAACGUGCCUGUUUCUGAUUACUUUCACUGUGUCAUUAGAUGUGAUGACUUGUGUUGGUUAGACUUUGGGCCAAUUCUUUUCCUCCUCUACCUAUAUUUUAAAAUUGCUCUUUGUAUUAACUUUCUGCCUCACUCUUAAGCCUUUUCCUCUCCCACUGACAGGAUCUACUUCAAGGAUGUGAAUGGUUACAAUACCCAGUUUUUCUUACCUGUUGUCUAUGGGCUCACUCAUUCAAUUUAUUUAUUCAGUUUUUAAAUUAUUGAAUGGCUACUUCAUAUCGACCCUGUAACAGGCUCUGGGAGAGGGAUUUAAGAUAAUUAAGUCCUGCAGGAGGAAACGGAUGUGUGUGUCAUCAACUAUGAUGUUGUAUGAUAAAUGUUAUUAUAGCAGUUAUGAAGAAAGCACUAUGAGGAACGGAGGCAGGAAUAAUUAAGUCUCUUUCGAUGGAAUCUAUUUCAGAGGUGAUUUCUGAAUUAAACCUAGAAGAUGAGUAAGGUUUUACCAAAUGAAGGAGAUUUUAGGGACAGGGAAUGUGAUAGUGGAAAAAGCUGUACCCUUGAUUCUAAUUCAUCAAAGUAAGGGUGUUUGAAGGUAGACAAUGGUCGUUGCCUCAAGAACUGCCACAUGAGGGGAUGGCAGCAUGUGAGGGUGCUAGCUUGGGCCCACAUGUGUGAAAUGGAAUGAUACCAACCUGACAGAUUUCAUAGGAAAGACGUGUGGAUUAAAACACACGAAACCUUAAUUCUCAUAAGGAGAAGUGUGUGUUCACAUGAGAAAUAAGACUAAUAAACAUCAAUCUAAAAUAAAGCUUGAGUGGGUAUUGAAUAUUAGCAUUUUCGCACCACUCCUUUCCAUUAUGAUGAUACCUGUUAAUACAGGUCAUCUCUGCAUCUCCUGAAUAAGUUAUUUGACUUCAAUAAGUAAUUGUGUGUGUACUUUCCUGCUCGUCUUUGUACCAUUACAAGGAGAGUGGAAAUAGGAGUGGGACAGACUGGGCAGCAUGCUGAAAUCAUUACAGGUGUAAUUCUGAAUUCUUACUUUAGCCAGAUUAUUGUUUUCCCAAAUGUUCCCUUAUAAGAACACUUGGCUGUGAAUUGUUUAUUUUGAUAAAGUACAUCUUUCAUUUGAUUGUAGUUGACAUUUGUGAUGCCAUCCUUAGUUCCUAUUUUCAUUUGUUUUUCUAGAGCAAAUGGAACCUAUUAGCUCCAUAAAUUGAUUAAAACUUCAUAUAUAAAUAUUUUCCAAAAGAAAACAUGCUUUUAGUUACAUAAAGCCUAAUUAAUUUUAUCUUUCUUUUUGUGGUAAUGAAUAAGUGGCUGAUUUUUUACUGCUUCUAAAGCAUUUAAUUAGCUUUAAAAGAAAUCUGCUAGCAGUAUUGGUAAUGUCUCUAUCAUGUUACUAGGAAUGGAUUAUUAAAAAUAGAUCAGAGCAUUUCAAUACUUUAUAGUUAGUAUAAUGUUUCCUUCAAAAUAUUUUCUGGUGAGUAAAAAAUUACACUUUUCUUUUUGCUGGUAUUGGAAAUAUAUGAUUGAUGACUAAAAGUAAUAGAAUGUACUGAAAUGAAUCAUUAAAUGUCAAU
Molecule: messenger RNA, 3268 nt
Organism: Hipposideros armiger (great roundleaf bat)
Lineage: Eukaryota; Metazoa; Chordata; Mammalia; Chiroptera; Hipposideridae
Gene: ST8SIA6
Product: ST8 alpha-N-acetyl-neuraminide alpha-2,8-sialyltransferase 6
Exons: 6
Coding region: 150-1151 (333 amino acids)
Biological process (GO): N-glycan processing; oligosaccharide metabolic process
Molecular function (GO): alpha-N-acetylneuraminate alpha-2,8-sialyltransferase activity
Source: RefSeq, a predicted model, not a curated record